ACUUGAUUUUUUUUCGCAUUUUUUUUUCUAGAUUCUGCAAUCCCAAAUUAACAGAACUGAUUGAAACUAGCGAUCGGAUCCCCCGAGACAACUAUUUUUGUCGCAUAAACGAUUUUGUUAUUCAUUUCCAAGAUAUUUCGAUUCUCGGGGGAAUUCCGCGGUAGGUUUUCGCCGGCGCUGACGCGUAGACUCCAAUUCGCUGAGGAUUUAGGGUUUGUGAAUUGAGAAGAUGGUAAAUGCUAUGGUGGAUAGAGCUACCAGCGAUAUGCUGAUCGGACCGGAUUGGGCUAUGAAUAUUGAGAUCUGUGAUAUUUGCAAUCACGAUCCUGCACAAGCAAAAGAUGUUGUUCGAGGUAUUAAAAAGCGUCUUGGUAGCAGGAAUCCGAAAGUUCAGCUGCUUGCCUUAACACUAUUGGAGACUGUUGUGAAGAACUGUGGUGAUAUGGUCCAUAUGCAUGUUGCUGAGAAAGAUUUGCCUCAUGAGAUGGUGAAAAUGGUGAAAAAGAAGCCAGACUUCCAUGUCAAAGAGAAGAUAUUGAUUCUAAUAGAUACUUGGCAAGAAGCUUUUGGAGGACCAAGGGGAAGAUAUCCUCAGUAUUAUGUGGCAUACCAGGAUUUAUUGCGUCUUGGUGCAGUGUUCCCUCAGAGAUCUGAGAGGUCAGCUCCUGUUUUCACACCACCGCAAACACAACCCUUGACAUCUUAUCCACCAAAUAUUGGCAAUCCAGUACCUAGAUCUGAUGGAGCUGAGUCUUCUGCAGAAGCUGAGUUCCCAACAUUGAGCUUGAUGGAACUUCAAAAUGCACGAGGUAUCAUGGAUGUCCUAUCAGAAAUGUUGAGUGCUUUAGAUCCUGGAAACAAAGAGGGAAUUAAGCAGGAGGUCAUUGUUGAUCUGGUCGAACAAUGUCGUACCUACAAGCAAAGAGUAGUGCACCUUGUGAACUCAACUUCGGACGAAUCGCUAUUGUGCCAAGGGUUGGCACUGAACGAUGACUUGCAACGUGUACUGGCAAAGCACGAAGCACUUGCCUCUGGUGUUGUCCCUGUUCAGUCAGAGAAGUUAAAUCCUGAACCACCUAAAGCCUUGGUACCUGUUGAUUCUCCUCUUAUCUACACUGGUGAUACCAAACAAUUAGAUCGAGGCUCUACAUCGAGUACUAGCGUAGGGACGACACCGUUGUCUAUCCCUCCUCCCACGACUAAUGGCCAGUUGUCAACUCCAGUAAAGGCUGACCCAAAGAUAGAUCUUUUGAGUGGAGAUGACCUCAACGCACUGGCACUUGUUCCUGUGGGACAGCCCCAACCAACUAGCCCCGCUGCUUCUCAGCACAACGCUCUCGCACUCGUUGACAUGUUUUUAGAUGGUAAUAGCAAUCAACAGCCGACUCCUGUUGGACACGUCUAUCCUUCUCCUUCUCAGUUUCAGCAGCCACAAGACUCUCAUGCUCCGCAGCCUUCUGCAUACCCAAAUGGCACCUGGAACGGUCAAGUAACCCAACAGCAGCAACCAUCCUCACCAGUUUAUGGUCAAAUGACCCAACAGCAGCAGCCACCCUCACCAGUUUAUGGUGCUCAGGUAAACGACUCCUUCCCCCCUCCGCCAUGGGAAGCACAACUUGACAACAGUCUGCCUGCAGUAAACCGGCCUCAAGAAAUGCAAGCAACUCAAGGAGUAGUAUAUCAUGCCCAACCAUCGCCUAGUGGCUCUUAUGUUACAGGUCCGCAACCCAUGGCUCAUGAUCAGGCAGCGCUUGGUGUGUAUAAUGGAGGCCAGUUCACACCAAUGCAGAGCAACCAAAUGCAAGGGUUGCAUCCUUACCCGUUGCAGAACCCGCAGCAGCAAGCGGUUAUGUAUCCGCAGCAAAUGCAAGCUAAUCCCCAGAUGGGAUACAUGUAUCUUCCUCAACAGAUGUACAACAACCAAAUGCCUGCUGGUUAUGGAUACGGUUACAGCUAUGGCCAAGGCCAAGGCCAAGGCCAAAAUCAAAUGCAAAAUGCGUACUUUGCUCAGCAAACCAUAUCCGCGAUGUCAGUAAGGGAUGACAGCGGGCUGGGAAAUCCGGCGUCAAAUAUUCUUCCAUCUGGAAGGCCGGCUAGGGCGGAGGACAAGCUAUUCGGGGACCUUGUCGACAUCUCUAAGUUCAAACCGGGGAAGACAACACCAGGUAGAGCUGGGAGCAUGUGAAGAGAGAUAGAGAUGGCCUGCUGCUGCAUAUAUAUAUUCUUCACCUUCGUGCGUCAUCAUGGCUGCAUUUCUUUUCUUUUUGGUACUGUAUUUAUUUGUUAUGGAUAUCUUGUUAGUAGAAUCAGGUACAUUUUCAUUGUAGAAACGGAAACUCGUAUAAAAGAAAAUAACAUUUUUCACUUUUUUA
This is a messenger RNA of Salvia splendens (bonfire salvia), 2372 nucleotides long. Its product is annotated as TOM1-like protein 9. Gene Ontology annotation, biological process: protein transport to vacuole involved in ubiquitin-dependent protein catabolic process via the multivesicular body sorting pathway. The transcript has 10 exons. NCBI's taxonomy places the organism in Eukaryota, Viridiplantae, Streptophyta, Magnoliopsida, Lamiales, Lamiaceae. Gene Ontology annotation, molecular function: phosphatidylinositol binding; ubiquitin binding. Bases 230 to 2185 code for a protein of 651 amino acids. The record is from RefSeq and is a predicted model, not a curated record.